GCAAUGAUCAGGGACAUCUUCAACUAGAUCAGGUUGCUCAGAACCACAUCCAGUCUGGCCCUGAAUGUCUUCAGGGGUGGCACAUCUAAAAAGUGAGGAUAUAUCAUGCCUGGGAUUGAUACCUAACACUUAGGAGAGCGAAGUAGGUGGUGGAUAAUAAGGAAUUGGCGGUUCCUCCUUUCCCUCAGCAGUAAGGCGCAGGAGGGAGAGUCAUCCUUCUAGGAAGGAGAAUGCUGCUGGUUACCUGCCUACCCGAGCUCCACGACACUGAACAAGGCCUCAUUUAGCACCCGGUAAUGAAGUUAAUUCCAGCAGGCACGUCCGUGCCCUCUCCACGCUGCCCCUCGUUAUGGACUCGCGAGUUUGCUGGUGCUAAAGGGCAGAGCAGAAAUAAAUUUCCAUACUGCAGGCAUGUUCCACCAGCCCGUGCCGGAGCGCGGGCUGGCGUCCAAGUGCUUUGGGUAUGAAGUGAAUCUGAGCUCCGGGACAGGCUCAGACCUGCUCUUCAGAUUGCACCGCGAUGACAACAGGGUCCUGCUUUUCCAUGCGCAGUUGACCGGCUGCCACCGCUGCGACCUGCACCCUGAGCACCCCGGCUGGAGCUAACGUUGGCUGCCUGUGUUUGGCAGGGACGGGGGAGCUCCACUUUGUGCUGCUGCUGAACAGAAGCUGGCAAAGGUUUGUUGGUUGGGAGCUCGAUACAAACCAGGGGAAGCCGUGGCUCAGACCGUAGCACUGUGAAGGAGAAGCUCUGCAAAUAUUUCUCAAUGACUCUAUAGCCAACUGAUGUAACAAUGGUACUAAUAUUGGGACGCAGACUGAAUAGAGAGGAUAGUGGGAUACGAGAUUCCCCUGCCACCAAGCGGAAAGUGUUUGAAAUGGACCCAAAGUCGUUGUCAGGCCCUGAGUUUUUCGACUUCUCCUCGGGAUCAUCCCAUGCCGAAAGCAUUCUCCAGAUCUUCAAUGAAUUCCGAGACAGCCGGUUGUUCACAGAUGUUAUUAUCUGCGUGGAAGGAAGGGAGUUUCCCUGCCACCGAGCCGUUCUCUCAGCCUGCAGCAGUUACUUCAGAGCUAUGUUCUGCAAUGACCACAGGGAGAGCAGGGAGAUGCUGGUGGAGAUAAAUGGCAUUCUUGCUGAAGCUAUGGAUUGCUUUUUGCAGUAUGUAUACACGGGCAAGGUGAAAAUCACUACAGAGAACGUGCAGUAUCUCUUUGAAACAUCAAGUCUCUUUCAGAUCAGCGUUCUGCGUGACGCCUGCGCCAAGUUCCUGGAAGAACAGCUGGAUCCUUGCAAUUGCCUGGGCAUCCAGCGCUUUGCAGAUGCACACUCGCUCAAGACUCUGUUCACCAAGUGCAGAAACUUUGCCCUUCAGACAUUUGAGGAUGUGUCCCAGCAUGAAGAAUUCCUCGAGCUGGGGAAGGAUGAGCUUAUCGAUUACAUUUGCAGCGAUGAAUUGGUGAUCAGUAAGGAGGAGAUGGUGUUUGAAGCUGUCAUGCGCUGGGUGUACCGGGCGGUCGAGUUGCGAAGGCCAGUGUUACAUGAACUUCUGACGCAUGUCAGGCUCCCGUUGUUACACCCAAACUACUUUGUUCAGACUGUGGAAGUGGACCAGCUGAUUCAGAACUCCCCAGAGUGCUAUCAGCUGCUGCAUGAAGCCAGGCGAUACCAUAUCCUUGGAAAUGAGAUGAUGUCUCCCAGAACUAGGCCACGCAGAUCAACCGGUUAUUCUGAGGUGAUAGUUGUUGUUGGAGGCUGUGAACGAGUUGGAGGGUUCAAUUUGCCAUAUACUGAGUGCUACGACCCUGUAACAGGAGAGUGGAAGUCACUGGCUAAACUUCCAGAGUUUACCAAGUCUGAGUAUGCAGUGUGUGCCCUGCGGAAUGAUAUUCUUGUUUCAGGUGGAAGAAUCAACAGCCGGGAUGUUUGGAUUUAUAACUCUCAACUUAACAUUUGGAUCAGAGUUGCCUCCUUAAAUAAAGGCAGAUGGCGUCAUAAAAUGGCUGUUCUUCUUGGUAAAGUGUAUGUUGUUGGAGGAUAUGAUGGGCAAAACCGCCUCAGCAGUGUGGAGUGUUAUGAUUCGUUUUCUAAUCGAUGGACAGAGGUGGCUCCCCUUAAAGAAGCUGUGAGCUCUCCAGCUGUCACCAGCUGUGUUGGCAAACUCUUUGUGAUUGGGGGUGGUCCCGAUGACAACACGUGUUCUGACAAGGUUCAGUCUUAUGAUCCUGAUACUAAUACUUGGUUGCUCCGUGCAACUAUCCCCAUUGCAAAAAGAUGUAUUACGGCUGUGUCUUUAAACAAUCUGAUCUAUGUUGCUGGUGGGCUUACCAAAGCAAUAUACUGCUAUGAUCCAAUUGAGGACUACUGGAUGCAUGUACAGAAUACAUUCAGCAGACAGGAGAACUGUGGCAUGUCUGUGUGUAACGGAAAAAUCUAUAUCCUUGGUGGAAGACGAGAAAAUGGUGAAGCCACAGACACUAUUCUUUGUUAUGACCCUGCGACGGGCAUUAUCACAGGAGUAGCAGCCAUGCCCAGGCCAGUAUCGUAUCAUGGCUGUGUGACGAUUCAUAGAUAUAAUGAAAAAGGCUUUAAACUGUAGUUUUUUUUUCUUGGAAAAGAAGAAGAUGGCACGAAUUAAAACAGUGGUCUGCUGCAAGACAGACUUUUUAAAGAUUCCUGGAGUGGGAGAAUGUCCUUUCCCUGCCUAAGUGUCAUACGAAAAUUAUAUCCUGUGCCUUUAGAAAAAGAGUUAAUGUAACUUGCAAAACAAGUCUGCAAAUCUAUCCUGUAACCAGAGUUCAGUUACAUCUACUGUGGGCUCUGAUGCAAGAGCAGUAACAAUACAUUGUACUAAUGUUCAGAAAGCUUGCCUUAUGUGUGCUUAGUAAUUAAAAUCUUGGAAGCUUUUUGGGGAAAGUGCCUUCACAAGCAUUUGUGCCUGUGUCCUAAGAAGUGUUAUCUGCAAGGUGUUUCAGGUUCUGCUAAUUGGAAAAAUACACAGGCAAGUAAAUUCCAAAGAAUCAUCUAAGAUAACUACCUACAAUUUAAAAACUUAUGUAAUUAUUGUUCAUAUGCACAGCAUUCUUACAAGCAGAUCACUUGUCUUAACUGAGUAGAUUUUAUGUCAGGUCAUGCAUGGUUUGGAAUUUAAACAAACAAAACCAAACGGUGUGGGACAGAAUCUUUGAGGAAUGCAUUUUUUCGAAGAAGAAGCUGGUUGUUUAGUAAGCCACUGCAACUUACUGCAGUAACAGUCAUGUACCUAGCACUAUGGUCCUUAUUUGUUGUGUUACUAAGCAUUCAUCAGAACUACAAGGCUACAUGACAUGGAAAACUAGUGACCGUUGGGGUGUAGGCACACAUCUGUGCAGCAAGUCUGGAAUCCCAGUUUUUAACUUUCUGAAUAGUAAUGGCUGAAGUCUGAAAGUUACUGGGUUUGCUCUUGGCUCACUGCAAAGUGUCUCUAAACUAUUCAAGAAAUAAAGGAUCAUGACCUCUGGAUUCUACUACUUUUUUGAAUCAUAUUGUAAAUUGCCUCAUGAUAGACGUAGGGAAUGGGGUUGCAUCCUACAGCUUACAAAUUGGUCUUUCGGAUAGCUCAUCUGCUGAGAUGGCAGAGUACCUGCCAAAUAUUUCUUGGCCUUUCUUCAGACAAUCACUCUAGCACAGGUAAACUAUUGUAUAAGCUGCUUGGCCACAGAUAAAGAAGUUCUGGCAAGGUCCCUCCUGUCACCAGAAAAAAUAUCUGUGGACAUGUCCACAUAGCCAUAUGAGGAAACUCCCACAUAACAUGUUUUGGGUAAUUUUGAAGCUUCAGAAGUGCCUGUAUUUUGACAUGCACACACACACACCCUUUUUUUUAAGUAAAUGUUUUUGGUUCUUUUUAAGUCCUCCCUAGGUUUCUGUACUAGGUCUCUUUAUUUCCAGUACACAGUUGUGUAGUUGAGGCACAAGUUCAUAAAAACUGAAAUAGCACUUGAGAGUUGGAAAAUGAAUAGGAUUGUCUGUGUACCAAUUUCCUGUUAAUCACCAAAAUCCUCAGGAACUGCUUUUCAAAGGAAUUCUGAGGACACCAGCCAGUAGGGAAGAGUUGGUCAGUGCCAGGGCAGAAGGCAAACAUAAGGUCCUUGCAGAGACAGCCCUAGCCUCAGGGUUCUGGUCUCCAUGCUUGCUCAGGAUGGUGAAAACAAGCACCAUCUCUGGAACGUUGUUUGUUCCACUGGACUAUCCUCAUCUGUUUGUUCAGAGUAUUUCUUCAUGAGAUGGAAAUUCUGAUCCUCAGUGAAGCUGUGCCAAACUGGGAGUCAUCACUUUGAGUAACAUAUGGCCGUGACUUUUAAAGAGCACUGGGAACUGCACUUAGUGAUGCAUUAACUUGUAACCUCAGGAAAGGACACAAACUUCAGUUUCUGGCUGAAUACCAAAUGUUGCUUUGUAUAUGUUAAGAAUACUGAUAAAAUACAAAUCUCUGCGUAUCAGUGAUGUAAUUAGGAAUUCAGUCUCUGAGCAUGUACAUUCACAUUGCCCUAAAAAGAAAGUCCCUUGGGAAUAUAAGACAAAUGAAUCUGAUUAAUUAAUCUUUUUCUAGAUUUCUUGUGUUUCUGCUCACCAAAUGUUACUUUGAAAAGGUAAUUUCACUACCUGUGAAUAAGGUCCGUUGAUAGCAAUGGUAAUUGCCCAGUAACUGAUACUGUAUACUAACACUGUAUAUAACUUGUGCCAUCAUUGUAAAUGAACACGUAAAAAAUUACAGGAGCACUUAAUUAGAGAUGCAAUUUGAAAAAUGCUCUCCUUUGAUUCUCAUCUUGUUUGUAUUAAGACUUGUGAUGUUGAUUGUCAUGCUACUGUUUUGAAACAUUCUUUAUUCUGUAGGUGUAGAACAAUGUCAUUUAUGUAUAGGUAUCUUUCAGUUAAUCUUGUUUAUAAUACUGCACUACUCUGUAAAUAGCAAGAUACUGCUUUCCAUGGGUUUUAAGAUUUAUAGUUUAGUUGCCUAUUCUUAACAAUUUAUAUACCAUUACCUAUUAUUUUGAAAAUGAUAGUGUUUAAUGAACCAGCAAAUGCAGAAAUGUAGCUGUAGAAGAAAACUUUGCUUAGAAUUCUUGAGAACCUGUAUUCAAUGCUGAACAGUUAGAUGUGUGGAGCAUUGCUAAAGUGGCAGUUAUUCAUGCAAUGAUUUCUUUGCUUGUUAACUCUGUAAAUAAUUUGCACUUACAGCCUGCUGUGUUAGAAAAGUUAUUUUUAGAGGCACUAGAAAAGAACAAUUCACCUUUGGUGUAAUGAAAAUGUACCAUUUUUCUAAGAAGGAUGCGUUAAUUUGGGAGUUGCAUUCCUGAGCCACCCAUUUUCUAAUGCAUUUCACUUGGAUAGAGAUUAAUUCAAAGAUUUAAACUCUCACUGUUGUGCAUAUCUAACUGCUUAAAGUUCAUGGGCUUGAGCAGCAAGUUGUGUGGUUUCUGGUUGUGGGUUUUGGGGUGGGGUUUUUUUUUGUUUUGCCUAGGAGAGAAACUUAUUAAUGCCAUCUAGUAUAAUCAAAAGAUUUUCAUCAUAAAUGGUAAUAGGUUUGGUAUCUAUGAAGUAGAGAUACCUGCACAAAGAUGUAACUUCAGUCUAACUAUACAUGGGCUCAAGUAUCUCCAAAGUCACACCCAAAAAUUACCUCUUAAGCAUUUCACUCUGUAAAAGAAAUGAGAGUAAAUGUUUUUCUUCUCCAUUUUGAUGUGCACUUCAUGAAUUACAUCCUUCUGUUCCUAGCAGUAUGAUGUUAAUUGAAAAGAAAGUUGAUGCUUCCUUGCAGCAUGACUUUUAGAAGGUUCUGAAUAGAUAACUUCAGGACUGUAUUACAAUGCAGUGUAUAGCCGCCUGCUUUUAGAUAUACCAUGUAUUCCCUCAUUUUACAGCCAUCAAGCGUGUAACAUUGCUUGGUAAUCAUUUAGUUUUCCCUGUAGGCUCCCUUCUUGGUAAUGCUUCAGUAGACAUAACUUGUGGAAUCUCUUCCACUUGUACCAUCAGAUGAUCAAUUUUAUACUAUGUGCCUGGUAUGCAUUUUGAGGAUUAGGCACUGUGCUUGCCACUAUAGCACCAAAGGUCCAGAGCUGUAGCAUUUGUUUUGUUUUAGUUGGCACCAAUGCAGUUCCUGUCAAAGAUUGCUUUUGUUUCUACUCUCUGCAGCAGAUACCUUUAAUGCAGAUUGUUGACAUGGACCCUUACUAUAGUCAAACUUUCUAAUGAUAUUUUUAGCACUGCAAAUUUUUGAGAGAGAUUGAUGUAGGAAGAGGAGGAGCUCACCUUGACAGAGAUUCAGAGGAAGCUAUGGUCACCUGUGCUUGAUACCAAGGACACUGCUGACUGCUCCAGCUUCUUCCUCAAAAUAGUUGAGCUCACCACGUUAUCUUAGAUUAUCUCAGAUUAUCUCAAUUUAUCCUGCUUUUGUUUCAUUUGAGCUGCAAGGACAAAACAAGAUGCAGUCCCACUCCCUGUGACCUCAGGUUUCCCUCCUGCCCAAGGCACAGUGGUGAGCUGGAGCUGUUGCUCUCAGUGGGUAGGCAGAGCUGUGAACUUAGUUCAGGUCCGAAGAGAGACGCAAAAGAGAAACUCAUUGGGGUGGGAUGAGAUAUGACACUGUGUGUCUGGGCUUUGUGCAUUUGGCUGGGCUUGCUGAAACCAAGAUGUUCUGGAUGCUCGGAAGUCUGCAAUUCCAAUUUGAAACUCAGGUGGUAAAAAUACUUCAUAUUGUCUACACUGAACUAAGUUGAAGCAAUAAAGGUACAUAUAUGUUCAUGGUCUUCUAGUGACAAUGUUAAGGAAAGGCAGAGGUUAAUUUUUCCUAAUUGUCCAACUAGGGAAGUAUAUGUGGAUUUGUUGGUUUGUUGUUAUUUUCUACCACUGAAGAUGGCAAAAGCCAAUUCUAGAGCAUUAAGAAACUCACAAGACUUUGCACUGUGAGGCAAAAUGAGUAUUUUCAUCUGAAUGUAGUCUCAUGCACACAAGAAAGUACAAAUGAAAUGGUUUGUUGUGCCUGGUUAAAGAAAUCUGAGCAACAUAUGCUCAUAAAAGGCGUCUACAAUGCAAGAUGAGAUUUUUAAGCAGAAAUGUGCUAUCUGAUUGGAGGCCAGGCAGUAAUUUUAACACGCCUAGCACACAAGUUUCCUCUGUGUUGCAUUAUUUCAGGUGACAUUAAUAAAAAUGCAUCUGACUGUCAGUUCAUUAUGACCGUGUCAGUGUUGUUGAGCAUUGCCACAACAGUCAACAGCCUCCUACCAACCUCAGACCAGAUGUUCUUUGCUCACUGGCUGUCUUCCCUAACUAACAUUACACAUAAAGUAUACAGUCCUUACUUAAGGACUUGUAUUUACAGGGACAUUUCUUUUUUUCUACGGUAAUGCUCUAGUCCAUGAUCAUAUGUUUAUGUGUGACUAUCUGUGCAUAUGAAUAAUUCUGACAUCCUUUUCUGAUAGUGCUGUUAUAAGUAAUGCACAUAAAUGCUCCUCUGUACAGCAUGUUGAUAAUGUAAUUAUGGCUUACUUUAUAUUAUUAGUUCCAAAGAAAAUACUGUGUGUUAAUUUUGAAAAGACCUGUGCCUUGAAUUCACCUUCUAUUUUUAUCUAUUGUGAAAAAGAGCUUGGAUUACUUCUCCCAAUUUUUGUUGUCAUUACUAGGAUCAGUCUUACUGUCCAGACUCUCAGUGUCCUUCUAAGAGAAAUAAAUCUUACCAUUUGCUAACCGUAAUAGUUAAAACCUCUUGUUUAGAAUGUGCCUAGAAUGCUUCCAUUAUUACAGGCUGUGGCAGAUUUAGACUAGGGAAAUCAGUGUUUGUCUCUUCCUAUUCUUUGUUUUCAGUUGCAGAGGAUUGAAGUUUAGUCUUUGACUUCCUGUCCUUAACAUGUACAGUUUCUUGUUUUAGUCAGCAGCCUCUACACUCUUUCUGAACACUCUGACUUGUUGAACCUCUUGUUCAAUACACAUAAUAUGAAGCAAUAAUAUGGUGCAGCAUGACAAUAAGGAAAUCAAGAGACUUGAAUGUAAUGUAUUAUUACCAAUUUCAUCUGUGUAAAUGCUGGACCUGUGAGUCAUUCUCCUCAUGGCGCACCUGUGCAAUUUGGAGUUGGAUUAAUAGGAGCUACUUGGACAUGGAAAGAGAGUUUACCUCCUGAACUGUUACUCCUAUGAUAUCUUCACCUGAAAUCAUUUUUUGAUUUUCCUUUUUGCUGAGGAAAACAGCAUUUUGUUAUUCCUUGACAGUUCCUUUAUUUAAUGAAACAUAAAAGGCAUAGUUCUUCAAAGAGCUGAUACUGUCUUCAAGAGCAACCUGGUGCAGCACAAAGGACAUUUGAAUAAAAAAAGUGCAGACCACUUACUGUGUGCCAGAUUCAGUGUAACGUUAUCUCACAUAUAACAUUAAGGUCUUCAGAUUGUGCUGUCAGUAGGAAAGUGAUUUUGUAAUGUAGCACAAUUGCAUUAACACCUGUUAUAUUUAAAUAUAUUUCUUGCAUAAAUCUUUGAAAGUUUUUUAAAGUUCAGUGUACCUAAUAAACAUUUGCCUUUUGAAUAG
This is a messenger RNA of Melopsittacus undulatus (budgerigar), 8549 nucleotides long. It is a transcript of the gene KLHL24, whose product is annotated as kelch like family member 24. The record is from RefSeq and is a predicted model, not a curated record. Lineage: Eukaryota; Metazoa; Chordata; Aves; Psittaciformes; Psittaculidae. The transcript has 7 exons. Bases 795 to 2597 code for a protein of 600 amino acids. Gene Ontology annotation, molecular function: protein binding.